This is a messenger RNA of Haliotis rufescens (red abalone), 690 nucleotides long. Its product is annotated as prostaglandin E2 receptor EP3 subtype-like. The transcript is spliced from 2 exons. Gene Ontology annotation, cellular component: plasma membrane. The coding region runs from base 1 to 690 and encodes 229 amino acids. Gene Ontology annotation, molecular function: G protein-coupled receptor activity. Gene Ontology annotation, biological process: inflammatory response; positive regulation of cytosolic calcium ion concentration; adenylate cyclase-activating G protein-coupled receptor signaling pathway. NCBI's taxonomy places the organism in Eukaryota, Metazoa, Mollusca, Gastropoda, Lepetellida, Haliotidae. The record is from RefSeq and is a predicted model, not a curated record.
AUGGCAGCUGAUAGAUGUGCCGCAUUGCGGAAACCCUAUUGGUACCAAGAAAAUAUGUUCAGUUGGAGGUUCUGGGCGCCAUUUGUAUGUGUCGUCUGCAUCAUUACUCUCAUCUGUCUUUUCCCUCAAAUGGGUCUCGGGAAAAUCGUGAUCUAUGAGACCAGCGGCAACGUGUCGGUAAGAAGAUGUGGGCCAUUGCAGGAAGGCAUGUCCAAGAACAUUAAGGAAUCUACUUUUCCUGUAUUGUAUGGAAGUGUAGGCCUUGUGAUGGUAGCUACUAAUCUUUCCUUUAACGUCGCCGUCCUCAAAACCCUGCACGCAAUGAAGAAGAGGGUUCAUCCUUCAGCACGAUACAGACAGGACACCUCACAGGAGUUUGAAAUGACAAAGAUGCUACUCGCCCUGUCGGCCACAUUCCUCAUCUGCUGGUUACCACUCAAUUUGCAGUUGGUCCUUGUGCAGCAAGGCGUACACAAGUACCGUGUCGUCGACAUUAUUGUCCACUCGUUAGUGAGCUUAAACUUUGUAGUAGACCCCGUCAUCAACCUCACCGUGAAAAGGAAAUACAGGGAUAAGAUGAGACGGAUCUUCAUUUGCAAGAGAAGAUCUGAAACCGAGACAAAUGGGCCCUUCAGACUGACCACACUGUCUACUAACACCGAGGACAUAAUGACAGCUCGGCCUGAGUAG